GAGGCCGGCAGGCCGGCCGGCGGGGGCCACCGAGGAGAGCGGAGCGAACCAGGGGUCCGGCCGGCCGGGGGGAGGCUGCCCGCCGGGCCCGGACACCUGCUCCGCGCCCACACCGCCCACCAUGAAAGUCACCGUCUGCUUCGGGAGGACGGGCAUCGUGGUGCCCUGCAAGGAGGGCCGCCUCCGCGUCCGGGAGCUCACCCAGCAGGCUCUCCAGCGCUACCUUCGCACCAGGGACACGGAUCCCGAUUACUGGGUGAAGAUUCAUCACCUGGAAUACACAGAUGGGGGAAUUUUGGACCCAGAUGAUGUCUUAGCAGAUGUUGCUGAAGACAAAGAUAAGCUGAUUGCAGUGUUUGAUGAACAAGAACCAAUGCAUAAAAUUGACAACUCUGGAGGAAAUCUGUCAGAUCGACCCAGCCCAGACGCUUUGGAGACAGAAGUGGCUACCCAGCUCGCUGCCUUUCAACCAAUUGGGGGAGAAAUCGAAGUCACACCUUCUGCUCUGAAAUUAGGCACGCCACUGUUAGUGAGGAGGAGCAGUGACCCAGUACCAUGCCCACCUGCUGACUCUCUACCUGCUGCACACCUCAACGACUCCAACGGGAAACCCCUCGUACCAAGUUCAGCGCAGAAUCUUGACGAUGAGGAAGUUGUAUUCGCUGGGCAGACAGAAGUAGUGAUAUCACCGAAAAGCAAAUAUACAUUCAGUGAUUUGACAAGAACAGUGGAGAUUUCUGGGGAAGGAGGCCCCCUGGGGAUACAUGUAGUGCCCUUCUUUUCAUCUCUGAGUGGAAGAAUUCUUGGACUCUUCAUCCGUGGCAUUGGAAACAGCAGGUCUAAACGGGAUGGGCUCUUAUAUGAAACGAAUGUAUUUAAAAUCAACAAUGUUGAAUUGGUAGACAAACCUUUGCACAGUAAGGCUCAAGAUGUCUUCCGGCGAGCCAUGAAAGCCCCAAAUGUGCUUCUGCAAGUGCUUCCAUCACAAAACCGGGACCAGUAUGAAAAAUCUGUCAUCGCUCCCCUUUGCAUAUUCGUUAACGAUAACGGCAUUUCAAAAACCGUGAUGUCGCCUCCGGUCCAGCCGGCGGGGAGGAUGGCAGAUCUGAAUGGAACGAGCAACAUGGAGACUGCCGCCUCAUCGUCCCUGCAGCAAUCCAAGAGCCCUAGAGUCCCAAGAGUGGGGAGAAAGCCACCUUCCCCAUCACUUUCUCCUCUGAUGGGGCUUAGAAGCAGGAAAAAUGCAAAGAAAAUUAAGAUCGACCUCAAGAAAGGUCCCGAGGGGCUUGGUUUCACUGUGGUUACAAGAGAAUCCUCAGUACAUGGCCCUGGCCCCAUUUUUGUGAAAAACAUUUUACCUAAAGGAGCAGCAAUAAAAGAUGGACGCCUGCAAUCAGGGGAUAGGAUAUUGGAGGUGAAUGGCAGAGAUAUCAUGGGGAGGACUCAGGAAGAGCUAGUGGCCAUGUUGAGGAGCACCAAGCAAGGGGAGAUCGUCUCUCUGGUUAUUGCCCGACAAGAAGAAUCCUUUCUGCCUCGAGAACUGAAAGGAGAGCCUGACUGCUGGGCUCUUUCUCUGGAGGCAACCGAACAGCUGACCUUUGAGGUCCCUCUGAAUGACUCAGGUUCCGCUGGGCUCGGCGUGAGCUUGAAAGGGAACAAAUCCCGAGAGACAGGGGCCGACUUGGGAAUCUUCAUCAAAUCCAUCAUCCACGGAGGUGCUGCUUUUAAGGAUGGCCGACUGAGAACGAAUGACCAACUGAUCGCAGUGAAUAGCGAAUCUCUUUUGGGAAAGUCCAAUCAUGAAGCCAUGGAGACACUUCGGCGAUCCAUGUCCAUGGAGGGUAACAUCCGUGGGAUGAUCCAGUUAGUGGUUCUCCGAAGGAUGGAGAGACAGAUAGAGGAAUACCCUGAGCUCAGAACAUUUCAGAAAGCAGCUGGUGAGAACUGCCAGAACUUUGCAACUACCUCCAGGCACAGUGAUGUUACCCCGCAAACGGUCGUCGCUUACAGUCCUCAAGACAAACAGAAAGGGAUGCUGCUUUCCAACGAGGACUGGACUGAGACUGAACUUCCACCAGCUCUGCCACCACACCCUAACCUGGAAUUAGUCUUCGCCGACCGUAACCCCAGUUCGGUGGUGGAUCCGACGGUAUACUUUACAGAUCAGCACAUAAACUUCAGAUCUCUGGCACCAGCCAAGCAACCCGAAUCAAUUAAUCUGAAAGCCUCAAAGAGCAUGGAUCUUGUACCAGAUGAAAGCAAAAUCCUCUCAUUGGUUGGGCACAGAUCAGAGUCUCCUGGCAAAGACUUUGGGCCUACCCUGGGUCUAAAAAAGUCCAGCUCAUUGGAGAGCUUGCAGACUGCAGUGGCAGAGGUCAGAAAGAACGAACUUCCUUUUCACAGACCCAGGCCUCACAUGGUGCGUGGCCGGGGCUGUAACGAGAGCUUCAGAGCAGCCAUUGACAAAUCCUACGAUGGACCAGAAGACCUAGAAGAUGCUCUUUCUGAUAAGAGUUCUCACUCUGGUCAAGAAACCCUGAAUUGUUCAUCAGUCCCUCAGGGGAACACUGAGCUAGAGGCCAAGGCCAAGAAAAACAAAAAAUACAAAGAAAAGGAGAAGAAAAAGGAAAAGAGCAAGUCAAAAGUGAAAGAGAAGAAACGGAAAGAAGAAAAUGAAGACCCUGAGAAGAAAGCCAAGAAGAAGGGUUUUGGGGCCAUGCUGAGAUUUGGAAAGAAGAAAGAGGAUAAAGGUGGAAAGGCUGAACAGAAAGGUGGUCCCAAGCAUGGAAGUCUGAGAGAAGACGAACUGGAAAAGAUGAAGGAAGAACGUGAAAGGAUUGGAGUAAAGCAUCAAGAGCUGAGGGAAAAACAGGCAAGAGGACUCCUGGAUUAUUCCAGUGGCCCGGGAGAGCAUGAUAUGGAUGACGAUGAAAUGGACCCCAAUUAUGCCCGAGUGAACCAUUUCCGGGAAACGUAUGCGCCAGACAGGAUCUACAGGCCUUCGUCACCCCCUGUGGCAGGGCCCCUGGUCUACCCUCGGGCUGGCGCUCCAGUGUCACCAGACAGGGAUCAUUUGGAGGGACUCUACGCCAAGAUCAACAAACCGUACCAACCCCAGAUUCCCACAGAAAGUAGCCGAUCAACAAGUGGAAGUGCUGAUCGCAUACAGAAACUACGAAAAGAGUAUCAUCAGGCCAGACGAGACGGGUUCCCUCUGUACGAAGAUGACGAAGGAAGAGCAAGACCUUCUGAUUAUGAACAGCACUGGGUGCCUGGAAAAGGCCCAGAUGGGAGUUCAUGCAACCUCCGAUUUGAGGGAAUGGAAAGACAGUAUGCAUCCUUACCCAGGCGUGGACCGGCGGAACCGGCGGAAUACCUGACGGGACCUCGACUGAUCUAUCCUGAGCGGGAGCUUCCUUACUACCCUGGAGUGCCGCCCCUGGCUCCCUCCCCGAAAGGAAGCUAUCCCCGCACCCAAGACAUGUGGGGCCCAGAUCUGAGGUACCCCCAGUAUUACCCUCCGCCUUCAGCCCCCCAGCACAAAGGACCUUUCCGCCAAGACGUCCCGCCUUCACCACCUCAGUGCCACAAAGUGCCCGCCUAUCAUGAGAUGGGCAGAACGCUGUACCGCGGGGUCAGCCCAGAUCAGUACCACUCUGGGACCCAGGAUCCCCGGCAGAAGAAUCCCAUGACUGCGGCUGUCUAGCGGGAAACCUCCACCCAGGCUGGGAAAGAAGAUGUCUCAUUAUGGCUUUUUCCUUCCGGCCUACCAGAAGCUGCUGAUGUGGAAGACUAAUUCCCCGAACUAGAACUGUCUUUACAGAUCCAGGUGCCGAUUCCUUUCAGUGGGGUAAACUAGGAAGACCAGAUCACAGGAGGGCUAACCGGUACACGGACGAGUGGUGUUGCACAAAAAUGCUUUUGAAACAGUUAAACUCAAGAGUUAAAGCGGUAGCCGAAAAGCAAGUAAAAUGGUUAGCUAUAUACUAAUGGUA
Molecule: messenger RNA, 3995 nt
Organism: Ornithorhynchus anatinus (platypus)
Lineage: Eukaryota; Metazoa; Chordata; Mammalia; Monotremata; Ornithorhynchidae
Gene: PARD3B
Product: par-3 family cell polarity regulator beta
Biological process (GO): cell adhesion; microtubule cytoskeleton organization; establishment or maintenance of epithelial cell apical/basal polarity
Cellular component (GO): apical junction complex; adherens junction; apical plasma membrane
Molecular function (GO): protein binding; phosphatidylinositol binding
Source: RefSeq, a predicted model, not a curated record